AUGUCACAUCGCACCGCAAUUGUCACGGGCGCUACAGGCCUCCUUGGCCGGCAAGUGAAGAAGGCCUUUGAGACCAGAGGCUGGACGGCCAAGGGCACUGGCUACUCCCGUGCCGAUGGAGUUGACAUCCUGAAAGUUGAACUGGGGAGCGAGGACGAAGUACGCAAGAUGCUUGAUGAAGUGAAACCUCAGGUUAUUGUCCAUUGCGCCGCCCAGAGGUUCCCAGACAAGGUUGAUAAGGAUCCAGAAGGUGCAAAGGCCUUGAACGUAGAGGCAAGCAGAUCACUGGCUCGCCUGACCGCUGCACGGGACAUCCUGCUCAUUUACAUCUCUACUGACUACGUUUUCCCUGGACCUCCGGGAGAUGCGCCCUACGAGGCUGAUGCAGAACCGAAACCUACGAACCUGUACGGGCAGACCAAGUUCGACGGUGAGAGAGCCGUCCUUGAUGAAUAUGCAAAGGCAGGCAAGACGGGAUUCGGCACGACUCUCCGGGUGCCUGUUCUCUACGGUGUGGCAGAUAAGCCAUCCGACAGCGCCGUCAAUGUUCUAUUGGACAUUGUCCAGAAAGCAGACGCGGAGAAGAGCAAGGUGAAGAUGGACCACUGGGCCAUCCGAUACCCCACAAAUACAGAGGACAUUGGGCGCGUCUGUCAUGAUGUGGCAGAGAAAUACCUCGGCGCGGCGGACAGGAGUACGCUGCCGACUAUCCUCCAGUUCUCCAGCGAGGACAAGAUGACCAAGUAUGAGAUCUGCCAGAAGCUGGGCGAGAUCCUGAACAUAUCGACUGAGGGGAUAGAGCCGAACACACAGGGGAACGAUCCGCAGGCUUCUGUCCAGCGGCCGUAUGAUUGCCACCUCAGCACCAAGGUGUUAAGAGAUUUGGGAAUAGAUGUAUCAACCAUCGAUUUCGCGGACUGGUGGCGCCACUAUAUUCACACGACGAAGUAG
Molecule: messenger RNA, 951 nt
Organism: Clonostachys rhizophaga
Lineage: Eukaryota; Fungi; Ascomycota; Sordariomycetes; Hypocreales; Bionectriaceae
Source: the annotation of a GenBank genome assembly